Molecule: messenger RNA, 1125 nt
Organism: Malus domestica (apple)
Lineage: Eukaryota; Viridiplantae; Streptophyta; Magnoliopsida; Rosales; Rosaceae
Product: protein RESISTANCE TO PHYTOPHTHORA 1, chloroplastic
Biological process (GO): defense response
Cellular component (GO): chloroplast
Source: RefSeq, a predicted model, not a curated record
ACCUUUUUGUUGUUGAAUUUUCAAUAAAAAUCUUAUCAGCAGAGAGAGAAAGUGUUCAAACAUGAACACCUUAACUUCAACGUCUCUCUGCAACCUCCAAGUUUCAAGGUAUCCUUCCACCGUUUCGAACCAGAGACACGUUUCACCCUGCAAUUCUCCACUUCCCGCCAAAAUCUUCUUCAGACUUUAUGCCAAUGCCAAUGAGCUGAAUGCUCAGGCAGCAGUGGAGGAACCAAAGGAAGAGGUGGAAAAAGCCGAGCCACGCGAAGCCGGAAAAUCCUCCACUUUCCCUGCUGCUGCUGCUUCUCCACUCGACAAGGACCUCAAAAAGGUUGUUCAGAAGACUGCUGCAACCUUUGCACCAAGGGCUUCCACAGCUUCCAAAAACCCUGCCGUGCCAGGCAGCACUUUGUACACUGUCUUCGAGGUUCAAGCGUACGCCUCCAUGCUGCUAGGCGGAGUUCUGUCCUUCAAUCUCAUCUUUCCGUCAAAUGAACCAGACAUAUGGAGAUUAAUGGGAAUGUGGUCCAUUUGGAUGUUUACAAUUCCUUCACUGCGCGCACGAGACUGCUCGAAAAAUGAGAAGGAAGCUCUAAACUAUCUCUUCCUCCUCGUCCCGUUACUCAAUGUUACAAUCCCAUUCUUUAUUAAGUCCUUUGCUGUCGUUUGGUCUGCUGAUACCGUAGCCUUUUUCGCCAUGUAUGCGUGGAAGCUUGGUUGGCUGCAAACAAAAGACUAGGAAUCCAAGUAGCUUGCUUUUUCAGAUGAAUCGAUAGGCACACGAUUAUACGAGGUUUCUCGAUGCUGAUGGCUCGAAAGUAUGAAGAGAGCUUGUACAUUUACAUGAAAAAAAUGGUGCUUGCCUCACUUGCAGCCUGCAGAUGCCAAAGCCACCGUCAGACUUCGGGGAAAUGUCGCGGUAAUGGACGCAUUCGUUCAUGUUUCGGCGAUCUUAUUCAUAUGGGAUGGAUAUUGACAAGAGAAAAUAUAGUUGAACAAAAGUUAUGAAAUGAUAAAUUUGUAGUUUUGUACAUAGAAAUACUGAAUCGUUUCGCUGUUGUUCUUGCAACAACAUAACAAUGUCAUUCGUACUUCUAUUGGAAUCUCGGAAAGUUACCGCAUCAA